This is a messenger RNA of Rhinolophus ferrumequinum (greater horseshoe bat), 3202 nucleotides long. Its product is annotated as triadin-like. Bases 47 to 484 code for a protein of 145 amino acids. The record is from RefSeq and is a predicted model, not a curated record. NCBI's taxonomy places the organism in Eukaryota, Metazoa, Chordata, Mammalia, Chiroptera, Rhinolophidae. The transcript has 11 exons. Gene Ontology annotation, molecular function: signaling receptor binding. Gene Ontology annotation, cellular component: membrane; sarcoplasmic reticulum.
GCAAGUAAAGAAGGAAGAGAAGCCAGGAAAAAGUAGAGGUAAGCCAAUGUGUUCCACUAAUAAAGAGAAACACAGAAUUUACCAAGAAGAAAAAGUUGUCAAGCAGGUAAAAGCUACCACAACAGAAAAAACAGUCAAGCCCAAACCAGCAAACCAACCAAAACCAGCUUCAAAGGAAACAUCAGAAAUCAAAGAAUCAGGGAAGAAGAAAAUUGAAAAAUCUGAAAAGGAAAGUAAAGUAGAGAAACCUGCAAGAGUAUCAAGAGAAGCUUUUGAAGAUGUACCAGCUUCAAAGAAAGCUAAAGAAGAAGCUGAAGAUGUGUCUUCCACAAAGAAGCAAAAAAGCCCCAUCAGUUUCUUUCAAUGUGUCUACCUGAAUGGAUACAAUGGCUAUGGAUUUCAGUUUCCUUUCACUCCUGCACACCGCCCUGCAGAGAGCUCUGGCCCACCAGGUUCUCCAGGACAGACGGAACAAGGACAGUAGACACACAUGCAUGUCAUGAUAAGUGCUUUACGACUUUAAAAAUAGGAUCUGCCAUUUAUCCACAGUGGCACAGGCAAUUGAAAUAAUGGAAUUCAGAGAAUUUCUGUGAAAAUAUUUUACUUUUCUGCCUGAUGUAGAGAAAAAAAGGUGGGCAAAUAGAUUGACUGCUAAGCAGACAUGAUGUAAGGUCUGGUGCUCAAGAAUCUGUUAUUUGUGUUUGUUGCUGAGCAUAGGUGCUUAUAUAUUUCGAUUUCCACUCACUGUAGGGUUGUUCAUAAAUUAAUUUAAAGUUUACUUAGUAAUGGUCUUUUAAAUGCAAUAGACACAAUCAUAAAAUGAAUUCCUCAUCAGUCAGACAGGCACUUAUUAUUAAAUGAAAACACAGACUAUGCUUUACGUUCAAAGGGUAUAGGAACUUAUAUAAAAGCUACUCUUCUGCAUCAUGUGGGUAUAUAAACUCAAUUUAUGCAGCAAGUUGAUCUAUAAUAGUUUGAUUUUAUUUAUGUCUAUUUCUAUGCUCUACGGAUGAGUUACAGUUGCACCAAAGAGUGCUGUAAGUUUCUUGUGAGCUCUUUUAGAGCUCAAAAUAUCUCUGAAUUUUAGACAUGACAAGAAGGAAUAGAAAUGUUUGAUGAAUCUUAUCUCUAAGAUUUGUCUUGAAUUACAAUUAGGACAUUCACUCCAGUGGAAAUACACCAUCCAAUUAGGGAGGUCUGGUGAAUCAUUUGUUUAAAAUAUAAGCAAAUGAGACGUAGAAAUUUCAGAUGUCUCUAGACUGCGCCCUGAUGACAAUGUCACCUGGGUAAAAUUUUAGAUCAAUUACUAAAUUUGGGUGACACAGGCAAAAGUAUUUUCAAUUCACUUUCGUAGGAUCCUUCUGUGGAUAUAACUAGGUUUUCUUUCUCAACAAGGAAAUACAUGAAUGUCAUCAAAGUUGAAGGAAUACAUUUGAAACGUAAGUGCACCAUGAGAUGUCUUACUUGUUUUUUAGGCAAUUGGUUAUCAGUGCCAAUGAAAUGAAUGACAAUCUUUAAUAGGCACUUGGUUAUCAGUGCCAGUGAAAGGAAUGACAGAAUGACAAUCUUUAACUUACUUGACGAUGCAUCAUUGGGAAUGACUAUUAUGGUUUUGCCAUUUUUUGGUCUCCUGGUGAUAUAAACUUGUGCUCUUUAUCACAUUUUUCUAUCAAUUCUAACAGCCAUGCCACUGUGACAUUUUCAUGCUAACAGUUGCAACUCAACUUGUGACAAAUUAACUCAGGAAAUAAAAAGUUAUCUUUUCUAACAUUAUGAUUACCUUUUGGUGAGACAACCAGAGCCAAUACUAGCCAAGUGAUUUAUUUUCAAGUAUUGAAACUAAGUUCUUAAGUCCAAGAUUUAGAACACUGUUUUAUUAAAAUAUCACUAAGCUAGGGUAUCAGUAACACACUCAUUAUUAAUAAUGGAUUUUCAGUGACUUUUGUGAAAGAAGUUGGUCUUGGCCACAUGAUGGUAGACCUAACUCACACCGCAAAAGCCAAGAUUACAAUGAACCAAGAUCAAUGAUACUCCUUAUGGGAGUUGGGGGCCUGAAAGUGUGUAUUUUCAGUACUGAACAGAUGGUACCAUCUUGCAAAGCCCCUUCCUGUAGCAAUGGAAACUGGUGGGUAGGAGAGUGUAUAGAUUUUAUUGCUUAACUGUCCUUCUAGCUUGUCCAAUUUAAUAAGUACAGGCAUAGAGAGAAAAUGUGGUAGAUUUUUUUAGAUUUUAUAGAACAGAAUGGUUUAUCUAUUAAUUCUUUCAUUCGAUAGCUAUAACUGAGCACUUAACUCUUUCUAGAGCACUGUGCUAGGCAUGGGACAAUAUAAAAAAAAUAUCAGAGACAAAUUCUGUUCCCAGUGUUAUUCUGACACAAUGUGUGACCUUAGAAAAUGUACUAAACAUACUAUGCUUGUUUCCCAUGUAAAAUAAGGAUUUCAAGACAAACAACCUAAUACACAGAUAUACUGUGAACACUGAUAAAAUCUCUUACUAUGGAUAUGACAUCAAAAUUAAUUUCUGAAGCAAUACUUUUGGAUGUCUUCCCUCUGAGUGCUUUUCUACAUUAUAUUAUUGUUUCUUUUACUACCAUGAAAACUACUUGAUAAAAAGUAAAAUAUGACAACAUAUUGUAAUUAGAAUUUAGACAGAUUAUGAUUACUUGUUAAUAAUAAUUAAUUGCUCAUAAGAAUUGUUAAGGUUUAUCUGCUUAAAGUUACAGUGAUGGUAGCACUUGAAAAAGAUUAACUAAAGUCUCAUCUAUCUGUAUGGUUCCACCAAAUAAAGUAUUUCUGGUCCUUUCAAGUUUGUGCUUUCCAUUGUAAAAGGAAAUGGUUGGUUAAAACUCUUUGUCUCUAGUAGCUCACUUAUAAUUCAUGUCAUAUUUGUCAUAAAUAUGUAAGCAUUUAAUAAUUGUGUUAGUUCUCCAUUUUGUUCAAUUGGUAUGAACCAUCCUCCCCAACACUCUACUCUCUCCCAUAAUUCACCUCUUCUUAAUAGAAGAAGGUCUGUAGAAAAUAAAUAACUACCUAAGGUUUUUGAUUCAUGUUUAGUUUCUAUAAAACCUGACAAAUUAUCAUUCAAACAUGGCAAGGCUUUUCCAGAAUAAUGCCCUUGAAAAGCACCUGUAUAUUGAUACAUUCUGGUAUAUCCCUGUCAAAACUCCUCACAGAAAUAUUUUGGAAACUCAUAUAUUUAGGGA